Messenger RNA from Trifolium pratense (red clover), 826 nucleotides. RefSeq lists its product as uncharacterized. The coding region runs from base 41 to 643 and encodes 200 amino acids. The record is from RefSeq and is a predicted model, not a curated record. The transcript has a single exon. NCBI's taxonomy places the organism in Eukaryota, Viridiplantae, Streptophyta, Magnoliopsida, Fabales, Fabaceae.
AAAAUUUGUAAUAUUGAUCAUCAACAAUCAAAUCAACAAAAUGAGUUUUGAACGAUUGAACCCCGAGUCUAGUUUUGGAAAGUCUUUUAAAGAGUGGUUUGAAUACAAGAAUAAAGAGGAAUGGUUAAAAGAUAUGAAAACUAGCAUAAUUUUAGCAGCUUCCAUAAUAGCAACCAUGACAUUUUCACUCGCCACUAAUCCACCCGGCGGCGUCCUCCAAGCUAGUUAUGAUGAUGUAAACCGAGGUUGUUUGACAUCGAAUGUCACCGGAUUUACUUUAUGUGUCGGAGAUGCUAUCUUGGGUUAUUUACAACGUGAUCAAUAUGUUAGAUUUUUGGUAUGUGAUACAGUUUGUUUCAUUGCAGCAAUUACUGUUAUUUUCUUGCUUGUUAGUGGAAUUCCGAUGGACAAUACAUUUACAAUAUGGCUUUUAUCAACAUGCAUGUGUGUUACACUCACAUUCCUAGUUCUUACCUUCAUAUUUGCUGCAUAUAUGGUAACACCAAAUUCCAUUUGGACACAUUAUCAUAGAAAUCCUUUUUGUAUUGGUCUUAUUAUUUGGAUUUCCAUUGUUGUAAUUGUUCUUAGUCUUCUCAUUGUUCGCUUAUUUGUUAGGGGCAAGCACAAUAUUCGUAGCAAUUAAAAUUUGUAGUCCUUGUGGUUUUCUUAUCAAUUAUGUAUUCGUCAAAAUAAGUAUUAAUUAAGUAUCAAUUACAUGUAAUUCUAUUCUUUGUAAUUUGAUUUUUUUCAUUAAGUUGAAGUACUCUUUGUAAUUUGUUGUUCUAUUAUGGCUUGUUUGGUGGAAUAAUUUAAAGGCAGAUUCUUC